AUGAAAUUAUACGAAAAUAAAAUUGUUAUUCCUCUGUACUUAUACUACGAUGACUUUGAGGUUUGUAAUCCACUGUCUACAGCUGCAGGGAUUUAUAAAAUUGGAGGACUGUACUUCUCGAUUGCCGCUUUACCACCUGAAUUUUCAUCUUCUGUUGAUAGCAUUUUUUUAGCUCAAUUAUUGUAUACUUCGGAUUUAAAAACAUUUGGAAAUGAGAAAUGCUUCUCUAAUGUUAUUGAACAAUUGACUGAUCUUGCAAACACAGGGGUUUCUAUUAUUAUUGACGGUGACACGAAGCAUUUAUUUUUUGUGACUGUGGGAAUAUUAGGUGAUAAUUUAGGCGUUAAUAGUAUUUUUGGUUACAAUGAAAGUUUUGUAGCGACAUAUUUUUGUAGAUUUUGUCAAGCAUCAAAAGCAGAAUGUUAUCAACAAUGUAAAGAAGAUGUAAAAUUAUUACGUAACUGUGAAAACUAUGCAGAAGAUGUUAAAAAUUUAUCUCACGGAGUUAAAGAAUCUUGUGUUUUUGACAAACUACCAUUUUUCCAUCAUGUUAUUAAUGCUACGUGUGAUGUUAUGCAUGAUUUCUCACUAGGCGUAUGUAGGUACGAUAUGGCAAAAAUUAUUAAACAUUGUAUAGAUGAGAAAUACUUUACCUUACAACAAUUAAAUGACCGAAUAAAAUACUUUGAUCAUUCUGAAUUUGAUCACGGCAAUAAAGUAUCAACUAUAUCAAAAAACCACAUUCAAAAUGGUUGUAUAAUAAUUACAGCGGCUGAAAUGUCUUGCUUAGUAACAUAUUUUGGAAUUAUUAUUGGCGAUUUAGUUCCCUUUGAUGAUCCAGUAUGGGAAUUAUACUUGUGUUUGUUUGAUAUUUAUGAUAUUGUUAUGAGUUCAACAAUUUCCCAAAGUGAAAUAAUUCAUUUGGAGCAACUUAUAAAAUUGCACAAUCAAUUAUACAUUGAAUCUUUUUCAGAAAAUCUAAAGCCUAAGCAUCAUUUAAUAUUACAUGUCCCGUCUAUAAUAAAAAAUAUGGGACCGGCAAAUGAAUUUUCAUAUUCAAAAUAUGAAUCCUUCCAUAAGCUUUCAAAAGCACAGGCUAACAUUGUGAAUUCGCGUGUUAAUAUUAUUUAUACUGUAGCACUUAAAAUCCAACUGCAUCUUUGUUAUAAAUUUAUCAGUGAAAGUGGUUUAGAAGAUCGCAUUGAAUAUGGUGAUGUUAGUGACCUUGAUAAUUAUACAGAUAAUGCUUUUUCUUUUUGGAAAAGUAUUGAAAAACACUCUGUUUCGUGGCUUAAAGUUAAUGGAACACUUUAUAAGCCUAGCUAUUUGAUUUACGUAAAAAAUGAUGUUAUUAAUGAACAAGAAAAGGCAUCAUGGCUAAGUUUCAAGGAAGUGUGUAUCAAGUUUUUAAGUAACACCAAGGAUGCUGAUUACGAAUAUAUUGUGGCCAAUAUGAUCGCAAACUUUCAGCGUUCAGGUUGCCUAAUGAAUUUGAAACUUCACUUUUUUAAUUCGCAUCUCAACUAUUUUCCGGAGAACAACGGAGACUUUAGUGAAGAGCAAGGAGAGAGAUUUCAUCACGAUCUCAAAGAACUUGGAUGGUGA
This is a messenger RNA of Cotesia glomerata, 1605 nucleotides long. RefSeq lists its product as uncharacterized. Lineage: Eukaryota; Metazoa; Arthropoda; Insecta; Hymenoptera; Braconidae. Bases 1 to 1605 code for a protein of 534 amino acids. The record is from RefSeq and is a predicted model, not a curated record. The transcript is spliced from 2 exons.